AUGUGCAAAUCAUCCAACCUCCACUCAUUCCUCACAGAGCUGCCUAAAUGCGAGCAUCACCUCCAUCUUGAGGGCUGUCUCACACCAGCUCUUCUCUUCAAACUGGCAGCCAAGAACGGAAUCACGCUCCCUAGAGACGAUCCCUCCUAUGCGUCUCCGGAAGCCCUCGCCAAACGAUAUGAGCACUUUGACAAUCUCGAGGACUUUCUUCAAUGCCACUACCGCGCCAUGGCUGCACUCUUAACCCAGGACGAUUUCGAGAUGCUGGGCUGGGAGUAUUUCACAGCAGCCCAUCGUGAUGGCGUCCGACACGCUGAGGUUUUCUUUGACCCUCAAUCGCACACAAGUCGUGGUGUGCCAUUCAAGACGGUGGUUUCUGGUUUCCGCGCUGCGUGCGAUAGGGCUGAGGGUGAACUUGGCAUUACGACCCGCCUCAUCAUGUGUUUCUUGAGACAUUUGCCAGUCAGUUCAGCAGCCGAGACGAUGAGAACAGCUGUGGAACUUCAGUGCUUCAGGCCAAGCGCCAGCUCGAACGGGGAGCCUGUUAUAUCUGGUCUCGGGUUGGACUCGUCUGAAGUUGGGUUUCACCCGGAGCUAUUUGCCGAGAUAUUUCUUGAGGCCGAAAAGUUGGGUGUUCACCGCACGGCUCAUGGAGGCGAAGAGGGUGACCCUACAUACAUUAGCGGUGCUCUUGACGGACUACACGCUGAGCGUAUCGAUCACGGCAUUCGACUUAUCGAAGAUGAAGCUCUCAUGCGUCGGGCCGUGACCGAGGGUGUUCUUUUGACAAUCUGCCCUCUGAGCAAUGUCUGUCUUCAGGUAAUGCAGGACGUAGGUCAGCUACCGUUGAGGGAAUUCAUCAAGUCUGGGGUUCGUUUCAGUCUCAAUAGCGAUGAUCCAGCCUAUUUUCAAGGUUACAUUCUGAAUAACUACUGUGCAGUUCAGGAUGCGUUCGAAUUUAGCAUAUCGGAAUGGAAAACUAUCGCGGAGAACUCAAUCCACGGAAGCUGGUUUGGCAAGAAGCGCAAGUCAGAGCUUAUGUUGGAGGUAGACCAGUGUGUAGAGAAGUAUACGAAUGUUUCAUAG
Molecule: messenger RNA, 1086 nt
Organism: Fusarium proliferatum ET1
Lineage: Eukaryota; Fungi; Ascomycota; Sordariomycetes; Hypocreales; Nectriaceae
Product: putative adenosine deaminase
Exons: 1
Coding region: 1-1086 (361 amino acids)
Biological process (GO): purine ribonucleoside monophosphate biosynthetic process; adenine catabolic process; hypoxanthine salvage
Cellular component (GO): cytosol; nucleus
Molecular function (GO): adenine deaminase activity
Source: RefSeq, a predicted model, not a curated record